Molecule: messenger RNA, 1820 nt
Organism: Medicago truncatula (barrel medic)
Lineage: Eukaryota; Viridiplantae; Streptophyta; Magnoliopsida; Fabales; Fabaceae
Exons: 3
Coding region: 7-999 (330 amino acids)
Molecular function (GO): acyltransferase activity, transferring groups other than amino-acyl groups
Source: RefSeq, a predicted model, not a curated record
UUGGUGAUGAACAUGAUGCCAUGUUACUCCUCUUCUUCUCAUUAUCCAAACCACCACCGCCCCCCAAUUAACGCAGAAACUAUUCUCUUCAAUCCCACAAUGGCCGCAACUCUUUCACUCUCUUUCUCCUCUUUGGACCCACACAAUCAUAACCGUUUCAACAUCAUCACAGCCAAAACCACUCGCCGAAAUUUCUCUUUCACACCCCCACUUCCCCAUAACAAACCCCCCCACUUCAAACUCUUCUCCACUUCAUCUUCCUCCCAAUCCCAAACCCUAACCGAUUCCUUCCUCAAACCAGGUAAAUUCCUCACAAACACCGAACUCACCACCCUCCACCACCUCUCCACUUACCUUUACACUCACACCCUCAAAUCCGGCACGGUUUGGGUUCGAGUAAUGCGUGACAGCGAAGUUGACGCUAUUGUUUGCUUGCUGGCGAAUUCUUUCGCUGAAUCGAUGAUGUUUCCGAAAGGGUAUAUUAAUGUGUUGAGAUUUCUUGUGAAACAGUAUUUGAUUGAAAGGAGGAGUUUGAUGCCGCAUAUGGCGACGUUGAUUGCGUUUUAUAAAGGAAGUGGUGUUAAUGGUGAUGGUGAAGAAGAGGAAAUGCAAUUGGCUGGGACUGUUGAGAUUUCUUUUAAUGUUUAUGGUGCUAAUUCUACUCUUCCGUCGCCUGAUCCGCCGAAAGAUAAGCCUUAUAUUUGUAAUAUGGCUGUGGAUAAAUCUCUUAGAAGGAGGGGCAUUGGAUGGCAUCUUCUAAAGGCAAGCGAGGAACUAAUUUCUCGGAUGAGUUCAUCAGGAGAAGUGUACUUGCAUUGCAGAAUGAUUGAUGAAGCUCCAUUUAACAUGUAUACAAAAGCUGAUUACAAAAUUGUAACGACAGAUAGUAUUUUAGUCCUGCUGUUGUUGCAGAGACGCAAACACUUGAUGUGCAAGAAACUUCCUCUCAUAAAUAUGCCUUCAGAAACAGAUGUGCCAUUUUCUAAUGACUAUGAAUAAAAGACAACAUGUAUGUGUUCAAGGUUGCUUAAUAUUUUGAUAAUCAAUGGUAGCAAAUAUGAUCAAGGUCGUUUUAAGUUUACCGGAGAAUGGAGAUUGGUUUCAGGAAUUCUUAUAUAUUUCUCUUAUCUGUAGGAAAGAGACCUGUUAUGUUACAGGUAAAUGACUAAAGAAUGAUUUCCAAUUUCUUUGUUUACUUCAUUCCUGAUAGCUAAAUGAUGAAAAGAUUGUAAAGAUUGUACUUCAUCAUAAAUUACCAGGUUAUGACAUCAUUCUUUCUUAAAGAACCUGCGAAUAUUAAAGAUGCAUGGAAAAUACACAUAAAAUUUGCUCUGGAUUUCUUCAAUUCAAUCAAAACAAUAAUUUCUGUAUGUGCAUCAAGUAUUUAUAUUUCAAUCUUUAAAUUUGAAAGUGGCAGGCACAUUGGAUCUAUUGAACUGUACCAAUCCUGGCUGAAAGAAAAUAAUAAUGCUAGGGUUUGAAGGUGUGGUAGAAGUAGACCAAGGGUGAUGAUAAGGUUGAAGAAUAGAAAAAGAAACGCUCUUUUAGAUUUGUCCACAAUGGACUUAGUUCCUCAUCUUGUAAGAUCAUCAAAUUACUUGUGUUUUGUAUACAAUUGUGCAAAAUACUUGUGCUCAUGUUAAUUGGUUUGGUGUAUAUAUAUGGAAAACUUCCAAAUAGAGUUCGCUCUUUUUUAUUUUAUUUUCAAUGAGAUGUUGAAACAUAUUGUACAAGAGCAUCAUUGACCGAUGGAAAACUUCCGAAUAGAUUUGUCCAUAAUUCUAAUGUGUAAACUUUUGAUUUCACUUGAUCAGUCUCAA